Sardina pilchardus (European sardine) is the source of this 2590-nucleotide messenger RNA. It is a transcript of the gene xpa, whose product is annotated as xeroderma pigmentosum, complementation group A. Gene Ontology annotation, biological process: nucleotide-excision repair involved in interstrand cross-link repair; nucleotide-excision repair, DNA damage recognition; base-excision repair. Gene Ontology annotation, molecular function: damaged DNA binding. The record is from RefSeq and is a predicted model, not a curated record. Gene Ontology annotation, cellular component: nucleotide-excision repair factor 1 complex. The transcript has 6 exons. Bases 304 to 1122 code for a protein of 272 amino acids. Lineage: Eukaryota; Metazoa; Chordata; Actinopteri; Clupeiformes; Clupeidae.
AAUAGUUAACCCUUUCGACAGUCUGUGUUUUGUUGGCUUUGUCGUAGCUGCACUAUGUAGGGAAUUUCGUGUAUGAAAAACACAUUAUAGCUUUCAGAUAUUAUAUUAUAGCUUUCAUACAACGAAUCUUAAGGCUAUUGGUGCUUGUUCUUACCAGCGCGUGUUCCUGUCUUAGUUUUUAGUUUAGCCUGUUUAGGAGUGACAGCAACACUUCUAGUCGGUCGGUCGGUCGGUCGGUCGGUCCCAGGUUCGUUUAAACGGCCUUUAACGUUAUUCGUGUUUGGUUUUCAUUUAGUGCGCAACAUGGAGACGGCCCUGGAGGAAAAGGCAUCUCAUGAUCCACCAAAAACAACGUCUGAGCCUUUGUCGGCUUUUAUGUUGGCUAAGAUAGAGCGCAAUAGGCAGCGGGCGCUGAUGUUGAGACAAGCACGACUGGCCAGCCGACCGUCUUCAGCAUUGGGAGAAGGUGGGACUUGUGCGAAAGUCGCGAAAACAGUUGAUUCGGGAGCAGGCUUUUUCAUUGAAGACGACGAUGAAGAAGAUGGACAAAUAGCAAAGAAAGUGACACAGCAGCCAGCUCCUGUGAUUGAAUCUGAGUAUUUGGGGUGUGAGGAGUGUUCCAAGCCAUUCAUGGAUUCUUACCUGAGCAAUAGUUUUGACUUGGCAGUAUGCGACAAUUGCAGGGACAAUGAGGUGAAGCACAAGCUCAUCUCCCGCACGGAGGCCAAGCAGAACUACUUACUGAAGGACUGUGAUCUGGACAAGAGAGAGCCACCACUGCGCUUCAUUCUCAGGAAGAACCCCCACAACACUCAAUGGGGGGACAUGAAGCUCUACCUCAAGCUGCAGGUGGAGAAGCGCUGUAUGGAGGUGUGGGGGAGCGAGGAGGCACUGGAGGAGGCCAAGGAGACACGCGAGGAGAACCGAGAGGUCCAGAAACAAAAACGCUUCAACAAAAAGGUCAAAGAGCUGAGGAAGGCAGUGAGAAGUAGCAUGUUCCGGAAGGACACCAGCGUCCACCAGCACGAGUAUGGCCCUGAGGAGCUGGUGGACGAGGAGGAAGACCUCUACAGGAAAACCUGCACUAGUUGUGGUCAUCAGCUUAACUAUGAAAAGAUGUAGCCUGCACCUGCCAUCGUCUGAUUACACAACAGGAGAUGACUACAGAGAACAUCUUCUUCGCCUUGGACCAGCACUUGAUGUACAAGAGGACCUAAGUCACCUGCAGUGUGGUGCUCACCUGUGUAAGGAUGCCAUAAGUCUCAGGGAAGCAUAUCUAGGUGUCCUCUUCAGAACGAACCAUAAAACUAAACUGUCUCUGGGUAUUUUCACACCCAAAAUGUAUUCUGCAUCAGGUUUACUAUAAGGCAGAAUCCUAUGGAUUAUUUCCCUUAGAAUGACUAUGACCAUAUCAGAACAUAGUUUCUGACGUCCCUGGCUGACUGCCUUGCUUCAGUAAGGUGCAUCCUCUUUUGGGACCACAUUUUGCUGUGGAUGAAAAAAAAAAAAAAAAAACUAUGACAGACCUCAUCAUGUAGUAGGAGCUACUAUGGGACAAUUUAAUGAUUAACGACCAUUAAACGAAGUAAAAAUGCAUAUUCCUGUUUUCUACACUUAACUGUUUUUUCAAAAGCUGGAUCAUAACUGAUUCAUCAUUGACUGCAUUAGUUAAGUCUCUUGUUGAUUUAUCUCAUUGUGGAGUAGUGCUUUAUGAGCUGCACUGCAGUAGCCAAUCCCUUUGCUGUUAAUGUUCAAGAGCCCUGAAUCUCAGUCUCUGAUUCUCAGUUGUACCUCUAAUGCUGUGCCACUAGAUGGUGAUGGAGAGCAGUUACCGCAGAGCCAUACACACACUUUCUAUCCUGUCAUGAGUUGCUCAGCCAGUAUUCCUUAUGUGGAUGGAUAGCGUCGGCUUAAACCUAAACUUAUUUGAAAAAAUAAUAAUAAUAAUAAAAAUCUCCAUUUAAAUGUUUUUUUAGGACUAGGGUUAAUACAUAUCUGUUACAUUUAUUAAGAUAAAGUUGCAUUAAGCAUAAACAGAAAUACGGUUGAUUAUGUCAGCACUAACGUAGAUGUCUGUUGGUUAAAAUUGUUAAGUUGUAAUCUGCCUUGACACCUGUGCACUCGCCCUAGACUGCCUCUCUGGAGGCUGGCCUGGGUGAACAGGAGCCGCACAUUUACUUUAACCUUGUCGUAUCUCACCCCAGGAGCUUGGUAACUCACCCGUUGUAGAGAAUCCAUCGACCGUUGACUGAGAAAUUCUUAAGCGGAGUUCAGUUUCAGGUGCAUUUUCCAGUUUACGAGCAGUGGGCAAACUGCUAGCAGAUGCAUUCCAUUCUUUCUCCACAGAGGAACAUCGUGUUUCUCUGAGCUCUAGGAAGACAGGGAAGUCAUACAUUUGGGAAAAGAUGACCUACAGUAGUAGGAAGGUUACAAGGAAUUCAGAGAGAAGCUUUAUUAUGGUCCAGUAGUAAAUAUCAUUGUAGUAAGUAAGUAUGUGACAUACUGUUACGAUUAAAUUGUACAUUGUGAUGUUUUUAAGGAGUUGUCAUGAUCUGAUUAUGUUUUGGGCGAAAAUAAAUAUUGCAGAUGA